AUGAAUCACUCAGAAAUGAAAACUGGGUUAAUUGUCACUGCAAAGCAGACAUAUUAUCCAAUUGAAUUGUCCAAUGCUGAACUGCUAACUCAUUACGAAACCAUUCAGGAGUACCAUGACGAAAUCUCUCAAAACGUGUUGGUUCAAUCUUCUAAGACAAAACCAGAUAUAAAGUUAAUUGAUCAGCAACCGGAAAUGAAUCCCCAUCAAACUAGAGAUGCCAUAGUGACAUUUUUGUACCAGCUCUCGGUGAUGACUAGAGUUAGCAAUGGUAUUUUCUUUCAUGCAGUCAGGUUUUACGAUCGCUAUUGCUCUAAAAGAGUAGUAUUAAAAGACCAAGCCAAACUAGUUGUAGGCACUUGUCUCUGGUUAGCGGCCAAAACCUGGGGUGGAUGCAACCAUAUUAUAAACAAUGUCUCAGUCCCUACAGGUGGCAGAUUCUAUGGUCCUAAUCCAAGAGCACGUAUACCACGUCUUUCCGAACUGGUUCAUUAUUGCGGCGGGUCCGACUUAUUCGAUGAAUCGAUGUUCAUUCAAAUGGAAAGACAUAUUUUGGAUACUCUGAACUGGGACGUUUAUGAGCCCAUGAUCAAUGAUUACAUUUUAAAUGUUGACGAAAAUUGUUUGAUACAAUACGAACUUUAUAAAAACCAGCUACAAAAUGAUAGUAGCAACAGCAAAGAAUGGUCUAGCAAAAGAAAGUCACAAUCGUCUGAUGACAGUGACGCGACAGUAGAAGAACAUAUUAGCGGUUCACCACAAAGUGCUGGAUUAGAUGGUGAUACGACUGCCAUGGACGAAGAUGAAGAGCUUAAUUCCAAAAUCAAAUUGAUCAAUUUGAAAAGAUUUCUCAUUGAUCUGAGCUGUUGGCAAUACGAUUUACUUAAGUUCGAAUUGUACGAAAUUUGCAAUGGAAUGUUUUCUAUAAUUAACAAAAUCACUAACCAAGACCAAGGUCCUUUUCUUUCUAUGCCUAUCGGCAAUGAUAUAAACUCUAACACUCAAACGCAGGUAUUUAGUAUUCUUAUCAAUGGUAUAGUCAAUUCCCCCUCGUCUUUAGUUGAAGUCUAUAAGGAGCAAUAUGGUAUAAUACCUUUCAUAUUGCAAGUAAAGGACUAUAACUUGGAAUUACAGAAAAAACUGCAACUGGCCUCUACCAUAGACCUAACGAGGAAAAUUGCUGUCAAUUCCCGUUACUUUGACCAAAAUGCCUCUUCAUCAACCGUUUCUUCUCCAAGCACAUAUUCAUCAGGGGCCAACUAUACUCCAAUGAGAAAUUUCAGCGCACAAUCCGACAACAGUGUUUUUAGUACCACUAACAUCGACCAUUCAUCACCAAUCACACCCCACAUGUACACUUUUAAUCAAUUUAAAAAUGAAAGUGCUUGCGAUAGCGCCAUAAGUGUAAGUAGUCUACCCAGCCAAACUCAGAACGGCAACGUGCCAAUACCAAGUAAUUAUCAGAACAUGAUUUUAGACGAAAGGAACAAAGAGAAUCGAAUGCCCAACUCAUUGUCCGCCGAGAUACCGCAACGUGCAAAAUUCAUGACGACUGGUAUUUUCCAGAACGCAGAGGAACUCACUAAUAGAGCGUCUUCGAUAUCGCUAUCGAUAAGAAAUCAAAACAGUUCCCAAUUGUGA
Molecule: messenger RNA, 1641 nt
Organism: Saccharomyces mikatae IFO 1815
Lineage: Eukaryota; Fungi; Ascomycota; Saccharomycetes; Saccharomycetales; Saccharomycetaceae
Gene: CLN1
Product: cyclin CLN1
Exons: 1
Coding region: 1-1641 (546 amino acids)
Biological process (GO): regulation of cyclin-dependent protein serine/threonine kinase activity; regulation of G1/S transition of mitotic cell cycle
Source: RefSeq, a predicted model, not a curated record